AGAAUGUGUUCUCUUCGACCUUGACCGACCAUAAUUCUACUUUUGACUAAACUAAACAUUGAUUUUAUGCCUAAAAUUGAAUCUAAACAUGACUUUAAGCCACAAAAUUAAAAAACCGGAUUGUUUUAGCUUAAUAUGUAUAAUUUAUAAAAAAAAAUGCUAGAAAAGUAGACGUUAUGACCACAAAGCAUGUUGGAUUGUUCUUUGUUCAGAACUAAGCCGCAAAUUAAAUCUUUGAACAGAAAAUCAAGAACCACUAGUAGUAGUUCUAGUAAAUGUACUUGUUCGAAUAAUGUUGCACGUAUAAUAUGAAAUAUUUAAGCAUGAUCGUCAAAAUUCUAUGCAUGAAAUAUUUUAUAUUGGCACAGUGCUGCUCUUAUGUCUGGGGAGUUGUUUAACAGCAGACAUACUAAUGGUUACAAUGGGUGGCACAAAAUCACAUAAAAUUCCCUUUUGGGAAUUAGCCAAAGGUUUAAUACACAGAGGUCACAAUAUAACUUUCUUAAAUGGUUUUCCCUCCGAUUUUCAUAUUAACGGUUUGCAUGAGGUCACACCGGCCGGUCUAGUUGAAUACAUACAAAAUUAUACGAAUUGGGAUCUGCUGGGGGCACGAAUGUCAGGUGAAAUGCCAAUAUCUGUAUGGGAUGGUGUCCGUUAUGCUUUCGAGUCAUGCGAUGCCAUGUUGGAAGAUGCUGAAACACAGGCAUUAUUAAAUCGUAAUUUCGAUUUGGCCAUAUUAGAUGGUGCAUUUCCGGAAUGUGCUUUGGGCAUGGUGUAUCAAUAUAAAAUACCCUUUAUGUAUAUGAAUACUGUGGGUUUUUAUACGGGUAGCUUGGCCAAGUCUGGUAAUCCAGGAUCUUAUGCUGUAACACCAAAUUUCUAUACAGGUUUUACCGAUAACAUGAAUUUACUGGAGAGGGCUGUGAAUACAGGAGCUCAAAUUUUGUCAGAUGUGAUGCACAAGAUCGUUAUGGCUUUUGUGUAUCGUGUUAUGAGAGAACGUUUUGGCUCCCAUAUGCCUCAUCCUUAUGAAAUUUCCAAAAAUGUUAGUUUCAUUUUACAAAAUGGUCAUGCUGUUGUCUCCUAUCCACGUGCUUUAAACCCCAAUGUUGCCGAAGUAGCUUGCAUACACUGUAAGCCCGCCAAACCUUUACCAAAAGAUUUAGAAGAAUUUAUAUCCUCCUCGGGUGAAUCCGGCUUUAUUUAUGUCUCUAUGGGUUCUUCUGUAAAAGCUGCCAAUAUGCCACCCACUUUAAAACGUUUACUGGUUCAAACUUUUGCCCGUUUACCUUACCAUGUUCUCUGGAAGUAUGAGGGAAAUGCUGCCGAUAUUGAGGGUCUUACUGAAAAUGUGAAAUUGAGUCGUUGGUUACCACAGCAAGACAUUUUGGGUCAUCCAAAAUUAAGAGCAUUUGUUACUCAUGGUGGUUUGUUGAGCAUGUAUGAAACUGUAUUCCAUGGAGUACCGGUGGUAACUAUGCCAGUUUUCUGUGAUCAUGAUGUAAAUUCAGCGAAAGCAGAAGUUGAUGGUUAUGCGAUAAAAUUGGAUUUGGCAACAUUGAGUGCGCCUCAGCUGUAUAAGUCGAUAAUGAAAGUUAUACACGAUCCACAGUAUAGAAAUGCGGCGAGAUUCCGUCAACGUUUAUUAUUGGAUCAACGUACAACACCUUUGGAAACAUCCAUAUAUUGGACGGAAUAUGUUUUGCGUCACAAAGGAGCUUAUCAUUUACAAUCUCCAGCACGUAAUAUGAGUUGGCUACAAUAUUAUUUGAUUGAUGUUGCAGCUUUGUAUGCUGCCGCCUUGUAUGCGAUUUAUUUCUUAAUGAGACGUGUUUUUGCACGUUUUGAUGUGAUACGCAGCCUACACACUCCCACAAAAGCUAAAAGGAUGUAAAUAAUUAAGUUUUCUUUGUAACAAUUUUUAGUUUAAUUUCUUUAGUUUAAUUUAACUUAAGAAAUAUGUGUAUUUUUUUAUAAAUAAUUUAGGUUUUAUUUAUAAUUUUUGUUUAGCUUAAAUGGGUGAUAUUGUUGUCUCAAAUACUACUAUUUUAUAUAAAUAAUAAUAUUUUUGUUUAAUGUGCGUUGAGUGUCCUUAAAAUGUUUAAUCAAAAAGAUAUAUUUAUAAAAUUAAAAAUCUUUUAAUAUUUGUUGCUGUAAUGUAGGGUAUUUAACUAAUACUUAUUGUAUUUAUAUAAACAAAAUUUGUUUCAUGUUUUGUAAAUAUUUUCUUGUAGUUUUAAUAAUUUCUUAAAAAGAAAUAUUUUAACAAAUUUUAGUUUUAGUUUAAUUUUUAUUUAAAAUAACAAAUGUAAAGAAUUCUUAAGAAAUAAACUAUAAACCAAAGUUAAUUAUUUUGUCCAUAAAAAUUAUAACACAAAAUGCUAAUUAAUAAAUUUGUAUGAGUAUGAAAA
This is a messenger RNA of Lucilia sericata (common green bottle fly), 2411 nucleotides long. It is a transcript of the gene Ugt50B3, whose product is annotated as UDP-glucosyltransferase 2. Bases 341 to 1894 code for a protein of 517 amino acids. Lineage: Eukaryota; Metazoa; Arthropoda; Insecta; Diptera; Calliphoridae. The record is from RefSeq and is a predicted model, not a curated record. Gene Ontology annotation, molecular function: UDP-glycosyltransferase activity. The transcript has 7 exons.